UGCAUAGGCAAUGAUCCGGAUUACGCGCGCAAAGAUCUAUUUGACGCGAUUGCUAAUCAUCGGUAUCCCUCAUGGACUCUGAAGAUACAAGUGAUCACUGAGGAAGAGGCUAAACGAUUUGAUUUCAAUCCAUUCGAUGCGACCAAGAUCUGGCCGACAGACAAAUACCCUCUAAUAGAGGUGGGAGUGAUGACACUCAACCGAAAUCCUAUCAAUUUCUUUGCAGAAGUGGAACAGAUAGCCUUCUGUCCCGCAAAUCUGGUGCCCGAGGUGGGAGUGAUGACACUCAACCGAAAUCCUAUCAAUUUCUUUGCAGAAGUGGAACAGAUAGCCUUCUGUCCCGCAAAUCUGGUGCCCGGUAUUGAACCCUCACCUGACCUACUAUUAGCAGGAAGACUGUUCUCCUAUUCAGACACUCAAAGAUAUCGUUUGGGCGCAAACUUCCAUUUACUUCCCGUAAACAAAGCCCACAAUCGUGUGAUGGCACCGACACAACGGGACGGCCCCAUGCGAUCGGACGACAAUAUGGGCCCUCAACUUAACUAUUAUCCCAAUUCAUUCUCGGACGUGAGGGAUGACCCUAAAAUGAUGGAGUCUAACUUCACAGUUAACGGUAAUGGUGGUAAUCGAGUGAAUGAUAAUGUAGUGGUGUAUCGAUAUGAUGACAAGAAUGACCACAACUACGAACAGGCCCGAGACCAGUAUAAUAGCUACAGUAAGGAGUGGAAGGAAAGGCUGCACAGAAACCUGGCCACCUCUAUGAAUGGUGUGCACGCCUUCAUCAGAGACCGCGUUCUCGAAGAGCUCCGAAAAGUGGAUCCUUUGUAUUCGGACGGAGUCCGCACUGAAAUCAAUAGAUUGGCCAAAAAGAGUCUUAAGCAUCAGAGUGUGAGCCCUAAGGAUGCCAGACAAUCAUCGAGGAGGUCAUCCACUAAACCCUCAUCUAAUAGAGAUAGGAAUGGUUCCCGAGGUAGAAGUGAUACCCGAGGAAGCGAAUGGAUUGGAAACGGAUGGGGACGUGUCGGACCUCCCUAUUUGUAUCAGAAGCUGAAAAAAUCCUCCAAAAAGAAGUCAUAUUUUGAUACAAUGGUUGGAUUUUAUGAAUACGAAAACGACUGGUAUUUGAGGGAAGCGGCGAGUCUUCGUUAUAAUAGCAAGUGGAGGAAUGGGAGGCAGAAGUUGAUGCUUCUGGACUGGAAGCUCAGACAAAUGGACCUGGACACCAGAAAGCAUCACGAAAUCAGUCAGCAUAGCUUCGUGAAGCCAACUAAUUUUGCCAGAAAUCAGCGCAAUUAUAAUAUUAGGCGGAACUGGAACCACAAGUUCCCCAUUUGGGCCCCUUAUCGGGAACUCCAUAUGUAA
Oppiella nova is the source of this 1362-nucleotide messenger RNA. The record is from the annotation of a GenBank genome assembly. Lineage: Eukaryota; Metazoa; Arthropoda; Arachnida; Sarcoptiformes; Oppiidae.